Molecule: messenger RNA, 1032 nt
Organism: Capsella rubella
Lineage: Eukaryota; Viridiplantae; Streptophyta; Magnoliopsida; Brassicales; Brassicaceae
Product: F-box protein At1g20360
Molecular function (GO): protein binding
Source: RefSeq, a predicted model, not a curated record
AUGGAUGACUUGCCUUUGUAUCUUCUCGAUGAAAUUCUCUUCAGAUUGGAACUCAAAUCUUUGGCAAUUAUGCGAUGCACAAAUAAAUAUUUCCAAUCUUAUUUAUCCGACGACUCCGAUUUUGAAAUUGCAUAUUUUUCCAUGUUCAAAAUCAAACCUAGUUUGUUUCACCUAUACAACGAUGGCGCCAUAGCCGUCUUCUGUCAGCCUUUGGUUUCUUCAUGCGAUUCUAGGUCAUUCGGGAAAAUAGCUUAUUUAAAUUAUCGUUACCCAUGUUACAUAUUCGGCUCAUGCUCUGGCCUUCUCUUACUAUAUAUCAAUGGUCUCUUCGUAGCAAAUCCCGUCACAAAGACGUUUCAAAUCCUUAAUCACUCUGGAUCAAAUCUUAUACCUAUGAUAGUUGGUGGGAACGAUAUGAUAAAAAUGGACGAUGUCGCUCGCACAGAGAGAGCAAUGUGUGUUGGUUUUGCGGUAAAUCGAAACCGAACCACCAAAAGUUUCAAGAUUGUAUGCAUUCUUGAGAUGGAAACAGUGUACGGCUUCGAGAUUAGCGAUGGAUGUUCUUGGAGGUUAUCAGAAACAACCAUCACCGCUGGUUCAAAAAGUGUUCUCAUGAUGCGGAUGAAACAUGUUUACUUGGAUGACACUCUUUACUGGUUGAGAAACGACGGGAGCAUCAUAGCUUUCAAUCCCGAGACAGAGCAAGCACAACUGAUUUCUUCCAUAUUCCAUCUGGAAUCAGAUAUGAAGUUAUUAUUCGGGGCGGACGAUAAGAUCAAUCGCUUGACCUUAAUAUCAGGGACAAAAGAAAUGAUCUCAGUUUACAUACUGAUGGAGAAUUCCAAGUGGACCCUUUCCAGGCGGUUCAAACUCGUAUCUAUGAAAAACAAAAUGUUGUUAGCUGGGACUUGGUUGCGUACGACGGCAAGCGUCUUGUGGUGAGGGAGGUACCAAAAUCAAUUUAUAAAGAUGGUUUCCUUCAUGUUUAUGAUAUGGAAGCUAGCAGUUGGGGAGAUUUGGGGUACAACAACG